Rotaria socialis is the source of this 1833-nucleotide messenger RNA. The record is from the annotation of a GenBank genome assembly. NCBI's taxonomy places the organism in Eukaryota, Metazoa, Rotifera, Eurotatoria, Philodinida, Philodinidae.
AUGGAUAAUUGUCUGACAAACAAUACAUACACACCAAGUGUAUUUACUGGUUCAACAUUAGUUUGGUGUUUAUUAAUGCCGUCGAUACAUUUUUUAAGUUUACUUUCUAAUAUAUUCUGCAUUAUUGUAUUUUGUUCGAACACAUUCAUUCAUAAACCUAUAGCGAUCUAUUUUAUUUGCUUACUAAUAAGCGAUUCAACGACGUUGCUAAUUGGUUAUAGUGAAAUGCUCGAUCGGCAAUCCGAUAUGGUUGAGAAAUCAUCUUUAUUAUGCACAUUGAAUGAGAAAAUCAUUCAUAAUUUAACUGAUUUUGUUUAUUCAUUUAUGGGAAAAUUUUGCCUUGAAUGGAUGCUGUAUAAAGUUUUAUGGACUCGUGCUUCAACGAUUUUACUUGCCAUAUUAAGUAUUCAACGUUCACGGACAUUUUUCUCACUAUCAUAUCGUGAAACACGCUUUUGUGCUGUUUUGGCUUGUAUAACUAGUGUUUUGAUUGCUUUAUUUAUAACUUGUUUUGAAUGGAUGGGUGUACAAUGCGGAAAAUCAACAGAUCCUUAUGUUUAUAUGGAAAUAUUUCAAUUAGUAAUGGAUAAUAAACAGGCAAAGGAAUUCUAUUCAAACUUUCUAUAUGAUCGUUAUGAUGAAUUAAUCGAUAAGUAUUAUUGUAUUUUUCAAACAUUAAAUAUCAAUCGGGGUAAUAGUUCAAUGUCAAGAGUAAAUCAGUCUCAUUGUUCAAUUACUCGAAGUUCAUCGGAAUUCUAUUCUCUGACUAAAUCAUUAGUGGCCAGUCGCGAUGCGCAAAUAUCUGAAAGCAUAGCAAAUUUAUUGCCGACCAUAUAUGAUUGCAAUUCGAAUUUAUCGAAUACAUCAGUUUUAUUUGAACAUUUUCAAAAAAAAACAUUGGCAGAUGUAUUCAUAGAAUUAUUUGAAGAUCGUUUAUGUCAAGUAACUUUAAUGUAUUCUGUUUACUUUAAAUUAUACGAUUUUCUUCAUUCAUUAUCAUUUACAUUUAAUCGUCAUAUGAUGGCAAUAUUUUUUGGUAAUGCAUUACCAUCGUUUAUAGUCUUUUUAGCAAAUUUAUUUUCCUUAAAAGUUAUUUAUUUUUCUCCAAAUCUAAAAUAUUUAAAACGUACGAAAGGAAAUAAUCACCAUAGAAGACGUUUACAAAAUGAUAUACGCGCAUUACUUGUCAUAUUAAUUGAGAGUUUUUCUAUCAUAACAAUAUCAUGGGGUAUACCAAUAUUUCUAACCAUGUUUUAUUGUCAUACAUUAUAUGUUGUUUCAAUAGCACAAUGUCCACAAAUAAAAGAUUCAUUAGCAUUAUUUCUUUUUACUGAUCUAUUUAAUUCAUCAACCAAUUGUUUAUUAUAUUCAUUGUCAGGAAAAUUAUUUCGACAUAAAUUUAUUUCAAUGAUUAAAGUUGUAUUUACAUGCGGCCGGUGUAUUUCGCGGAAUGUUAAAACACCCCCAUUGAAUUCGCCAUCACAACAACUAGAACGGCAAGCAUCAGAUGAGCCACCCGUUAAUUGUGCUAUGAAUUCAAGACGAAGAAGUAAUCCACACACUGAAGUUGUCUCACCAAAACCAUUGAAAAAAUCGAAACAUUUCUCGAAACAUCAACAAACCUUAGAGAGUCGUGGUUCAUUAUCUAUACCAAAUAUUGGUGAUGAAAAUCAAGAAGAAUUUGUUAGACAAAUUGAUUCUACUGAUAAAUUUCGAAGACCAAAAACCAUCAAGUCAUUUUUCCUAAGUAAAGUGCAUUGGUUUGGUUCAACAAAAAAAUAUCAAACGGAACUAACUGUAAAUUAUCGAACGAGAACAAGGACAAUUAACUAA